This is a messenger RNA of Podarcis muralis (Common wall lizard), 1661 nucleotides long. RefSeq names its product plasminogen activator inhibitor 2-like. Gene Ontology annotation, biological process: negative regulation of endopeptidase activity. Gene Ontology annotation, molecular function: serine-type endopeptidase inhibitor activity. The record is from RefSeq and is a predicted model, not a curated record. NCBI's taxonomy places the organism in Eukaryota, Metazoa, Chordata, Lepidosauria, Squamata, Lacertidae.
UCCCUGGUGAACAUGCAAACAGUUUUAAAGCUUAUUCUCUCUCUCUCUAACUAGGAUUAAAUAGCAAUGGAGGAACUGAGUACAGCCAAUGGUGGUUUUGCCAUUGAUUUUUUCAAACACGUGUGCAAGGCUCAAAGCAACAAAAACAUCCUAUUCUCACCAUGGAGCAUCUCGUCUGUUAUGGCCACACUGUACCUUGGAGCUAAAGGCCAUACUGCAGAGCAGAUAGCAGAGGUGCUUCACUUUAACAAAUCUGGGAGAAGUGAAACUGCCCAUGCUAUGAGACACCCACGCGUGUACUCCAAAAUGGAGGAGCUGUUGAAUAACCCCUGCAUUGCUAUUCAGAAGCCCUCUCCUAAAACAUCAAGCAACAUACAUUCAAGAUUCCUGGAACUUAGUCAAGAAAUCAACAAACCUACAAAACAUUUUCUGCUUCGAAGUGUCAACCAGCUAUAUGCAGACAAAUCAGUGCCUUUCCAAAAAGAAUUCAUAUUGUCAAUGAAGAAAUACUAUAAUGCAGAGCCACAAACAGUAAACUUUCAAGAAACUGCGGAAGAAGUCAGAAAAGAGAUCAAUUCUUGGGUUGAACACCAGACAGAAGGUAAAAUACAGAAUCUGUUGAAUGAGGGGUCUAUCGAUUCACUUACCCAGCUGAUCUUGGUAAAUGCACUGUACUUCAGAGGAAACUGGGCAAAGCCAUUUAAGAAACAAGACACAACACAGCAGCCCUUCAGACUUAACAAGCGAACAAGUAAGCCGGUGAAGAUGAUGUUCCAGCACGGUAACUUCAAUUGGAACUACAUAAAAGAAGUGAAGACUCAGAUUCUUGAGCUCCAAUAUGUCAACAAUGACCUCAGCAUGUUUAUACUCCUCCCUGAUGACAUCACUGAUGACACCACUGGCCUGGAAAUGCUAGAAAAUAAAUUGACUUAUGAAGCCUUAUCCAAGUGGACCAGCCCAGAAGAAAUGGAAGAAAUUGAAGCAAAUGUGUAUCUUCCUAGGACCCAGUUAGAAGAUCACUAUGAGUUAAAGGCAGAUUUGACCAGCAUGGGGAUAACAGAUGCCUUCACUGUAGGCCAAGCCAAUUUCACCGGAAUGUCUGAAAAAAGCAAGCUGAUUUUGUCCCAAGUUUUCCACAAGUGCUUUGUUGACAUUAACGAAGAGGGCACAGAGGCUGCUGCUUCGACAGGUGCUACUAUAGAUGGGCGAAGUACAGCGGGGGCGACUUUGUUUGCAGCCGACCACCCUUUCCUCUUUUUCAUCCGGCAUAACGAAACCAAAAGCAUCCUCUUCUGGGGUAGAUUCUGUUGCCCUUAAAGUAUUUCAGCUUUCGACAUGACUGGAAGAAUCCGCAACCAGAAAGAGGAGGAAACACAAGAAGACUGGAAGAAAUUUAAAGAAGAUUUAGUGAUAUGCUGUAAUAUAAGAUAAUUAGGAUAUCCCUAGAAGUAACAGAUUAGGCUAAGGGAUAGAAAAAGAUUAAUAAUAAAGAUUAUUAUUGAUGACAAUUGGAAGUAAGGUUAAGAAGUUUGUAAUGAAAGAAGAUGCUGAUGUUAUAAAUAUGAAAUUGGGAACUGCUAAAUAUGUAAUAUGAUGAAUUCCAGAUUGGAGGGUGUCGAGGAAGUCUUUUAGCAAUGUAAAUACACCAGGGAAUAAGAAGG